This is a messenger RNA of Phalaenopsis equestris, 535 nucleotides long. Its product is annotated as anthocyanin 5-aromatic acyltransferase-like. Lineage: Eukaryota; Viridiplantae; Streptophyta; Magnoliopsida; Asparagales; Orchidaceae. The record is from RefSeq and is a predicted model, not a curated record.
GCGGGCUUGCGUGGGCGAGCCUCGCGCGCGCGCGCGGGAAGGCGAGCGCGAAGAAAGAAAGAUUUGGAUUUGUGACGGGAUGUAGGCCGCGGCUACGUCCGGCUGUUCCAAACUCGUAUUUUGGAAACUGUUUGGGGAUAUGUUGUGUGGAGUUGAAGAGGGAAGAGUUGGUGGGAAGCAGAGGGGCGGCUGCAGGGGCGGAGGCGAUAUGGGAGGUGAUAAAGGGGUUGGAAAAAGGGGUUUUUGAAGGGGCGGAGGGGUGGGUGAGGGUGGUGAGGGAGUAUGCGGCGAGGAGGGCGUUGACAGUGGCGGGGUCGCCGAAGUUGGGAGUAUAUGUGGUGGAUUUCGGGUGGGGGAAGCCGAGGAAGGUGGAGUUGGUGUCGGUGGAGAGGACGGGGGCGAUAUCGUUGGCGGAGAGUAGGGAAGUGGAGGGUGGAAUUGAGCUGGGGAUUGCGUUGCCGGCGAAUGAGAUGGAGGAGUUUGUUGCUUGUUUUGUCGCUGAGGUUGCGGUGGGUAAGUGAGGUUUCAGCCGGCG